This is a messenger RNA of Didymodactylos carnosus, 231 nucleotides long. NCBI's taxonomy places the organism in Eukaryota, Metazoa, Rotifera, Eurotatoria, Philodinida, Philodinidae. The record is from the annotation of a GenBank genome assembly.
AUGUUUCCGAUGCUUAAUCUAAUAGUCAAGCAGUUGAAAAAUUUAGAAGCUGGACAAUUAUUUGAAUUAGCAUUACUAGAAAAGAAAUUAGUAAAAUUUAAUGUGUUUUUAAUUGGAAGUUGUUGUGAUAAACCUGCACAAUCACUUGUUCAAAAUGUUAACGAAUGUAUUGGAGCCUAUGGCUGUGGAAGAUGUGAAAUUCAAGAUAUGUAUAAACAAAAAACUAUAUGA